UUAUUACAUGAUGACAAUUUUGUUAAGUAAAACAAGCAAAAAGGGAGCUUGCGUUCACCUAAAAAAAAUACCAUACCACAUUACCACUUUUCUUGGUUUCAUCGGGUGUGACACGUGUAUGUCUUCUCCCCUCCAUUGUCACUUUCACCUUUAAUUUCUCCCCUAAUUAUUUCCCAUUUACUUGUUUUAUCCGUUAAAAUAAACAAAUCUUUCAAAUUUCCAAACUUUAAUACACAUUAUAUUAGUAUCAAUUACAUUUCAUUAAUCAAUUUUUUUUUAAUUAAUUACUAAAAAGCAUUUUUCUUGCUUUAAUUUCUGUUGCGUCUUCUUCUUCCCAUUCUCUCCUUCUCUCAGCUCUUUUAUACUGGUAAGCAACUCUGUCGCCUCAUCUUCUAGCCCCUCUUUUUGGUUUAUUUUUAAUAGUAAUUAUUAUUAAUUAUUAAUGUAUUUCAUUUUUCUUGAAUAUUAAUGAUGAAUUAAGCUGAGUUUCUUCAUUUUAUUAUCUGGGUUUUUUCUGGGGUAGAUUAAUUUUGUGAUUUGGUGAAGUUGAAAGGUACAGAUGAUUGAAGGGUGCAGAAAGAUUGCCUCAGAUCUGGGUAACAUACAGUGGACUUUUUAAUUUGGGAAUAAGGGCAUUCAUGUGAUUUUUUUUUUUUUUUUUUUUUUUAAAUAUAAAUUUUGUUAUUGUUAAAAUUAUCAUGACACUUUGCUUUAUCUCUAAUUUUUGAGAUUUUCGAAAUCGUAAAAAAAAAUUAAAAAAAAAAAAAAAAAAAAAAAAACAUUCUUGUUGGGUUUUUUUUAAUAAUUUUCUGGGUUAUUAAUUGUUAGAUUAUUUGAAAGGAUUUGAGUUCAUUUGAUUGAUAAGGGUUAGUUGAAAAGAAAUGGUGUUAGAUUUAUAUGAAAUGGAAUUAGGAAUUUAGUAAAAGUGUACAGGAUUUAUUGAUGAUAAACUGAUAGAAUUUUGUUUGAUCUUUGUUGUUGUUUAUUUUCUUGGGAUUGAAGCUAAUAACCGGUUGUUUGAGCAGUAAUAUUUGUGGGGAGUAGUGAGGGGAGAGAGGAAGGUGAUUUUGAAUAGAUUUAGGUACCGCCUACUUGAUGAACUUGAUAGUUUUUGCCUUGGUGUUGAGUGAUUGAGGAGUUGAUUUGGUACCGGAUUCCUUAUCCGUGUUUUGUGAUCAGCGCUUAUGACUCAUGCUAAAGUGGGAAGAAAGGUGAAUUUGUGUUAAUCGGUUUGUGAUAGAUGGAGUUUGUGGAGGAGAUUCCGAAAGCAGUUAGUAUGCCGUUAAUGAUUGGCAAUCUUGUUAGUGAGGAUAAGGCUAUUAGUACGCCUCUGCAGCUCGCUGGGCUUGUGCUGAAAGCGAAUUCGUAUAGCCUGUCACCAGAUAGACCUGAAACAAAAGCACUCUUGGUGCCUAGUAUUGUUGGGAAUAAGGUUUUUAAUUGCAAUGAUCAGCCUGCCAAACUCAGUACAUCUGUAGAAUCUUUCUGUGUUAAGAAUCACGAGGAAGAGCCUGAAUUACUGAGGGUGGUGGUCUCCAAUCAUAGUUCUGGUGUUUCUAAUGAUAUCAUUGGUCAGGAAAUCGGGGAAGAAGAUUUUGUAUCCUACUCACAGUCUUUGGCUAGUGAAAAUAGCAGCAAUUAUGGUGAGGAAUCCCUAGCUGCUGAGUCUAAUUCUGAUGCAAACUCACCAGCCUCAAGUGAUACCGAGAAGAACACCCUAUCAGUUGCUCCCCAAAAGUAUAAUACUAUGGGAUCAAAUUCCAUGUCGAAGCCUGUUAGAGAUGUGUUUGCAGUUGCAGAAGAUCUUGACGUGGACGAUACUCGUCGACAUGAUCGAAAUAUGACGAUGGGUCUUCUUGAAGCAUCGCACGAUAAAAUCAAUAGAACGAAGAGCAGCCAUUGCAUAUUUGAAAUGGGUUCUAUACCUCUUUGGGGUUUCACAUCUAUUUGUGGGAGGAGACCAGAAAUGGAAGAUGCUCUUGCUGUUAUACCAUGUCUCCAAAAGCUGCCAAUGAAAGUUUUGGCAGGAGACCACAUGUUGAAUGGAAUGAGUCAGACUGCACAUUUCUACGCUGUCUAUGAUGGACAUGGAGGUUCUCAGGUUGCUAAUUAUUGCCGAGAUCAUCUCCAUGUGGCAUUGUCUGAAGAGAUAGAAUUUAUGAAGAGGGGUUCCCAAAAUGGAAGUUUUCUAGAUAACUCAGAGGAGAAAUGGGAAAAAGCAUUCUUUCGUGCUUUUCAUAAAAUUGAUGCUGAGGUUGGAGGAGUUCAUCAAGGCCAUGCUGGUGUGAAUGAUGAUUCAUCUGAGACUAGUCUUGAACCCAUCGCACCUGAGACUGUUGGGUCAACAGCUAUUGUGGCUGUUGUUUGCUCAACACAUAUCCUAGUAGCUAACUGUGGUGAUUCAAGAGCAGUGCUAUGUCGUGCAAAAGCACCUAUGCCUUUGUCAGUUGAUCAUAAACCUGACCGAAAAGAUGAAUUGGAUAGGAUAGAAGCUGCAGAUGGAAAAGUCAUACAAUGGAAUGGCUACCGUGUUUUUGGUGUUCUUGCAAUGUCAAGGUCCAUUGGGGAUAGAUAUCUAAAGCCGUGGAUUAUUCCAGAUCCAGAAGUAAUGGUAAUUCCUAGGUCGAAGGACGAUGAUUGCCUCAUUUUAGCUAGUGACGGUUUAUGGGAUGUGCUGACGAAUGAAGAAGCCUGUGAAGCAGCACGAAGGCGAAUUUUGCUGUGGCAUAAAAAGAAUGGAGGCAGCAUGUCCCUGGAGCGGGGAAAGAGUAUUGAUCCUGCUGCUCAAGCUGCAGCCGAUUACCUUGCCAAGCUUGCUUUACAAAAGGGUAGCAAGGAUAACAUCACGGUUAUCGUGGUGGAUUUGAAACCUCUUAGGAAGUUGAAAUGCAAAACUUAGAGGUAACACCGCCCUAUUUGAGAGUGGAGUUAGUAAUAUUUUUUACAAUCUUUUUUUUUACUCCCUAAGUCUUAGUUACGAGGUUUUCUCUUUGUUCUUCUUUAGACAUGAUAUAGAAAUAUCAUCUGAGCUAUGUGGUAACAAAUAGUCGAGUAGCUCCGUAUAGUUUUUGUAAGGAGCUCCUGCAGUAGCAUGAUGUAUAUAUGUUAUGUAUACCCAAUUAGUGGAGUGGAUGACAUAAAAUGUCAUGCACGCACUGAUAGUUUGAUAAUUAGCCUUGAGGGAUCAAUAAAUUGUGCAUUUUCUUUGCGAAGGUAAUUGAUUAUUGAUUGUGAUAGUUA
Chenopodium quinoa (quinoa) is the source of this 3240-nucleotide messenger RNA. RefSeq names its product probable protein phosphatase 2C 50. The transcript has 4 exons. Bases 1241 to 2899 code for a protein of 552 amino acids. Gene Ontology annotation, molecular function: protein serine/threonine phosphatase activity; cation binding. Gene Ontology annotation, biological process: protein dephosphorylation. NCBI's taxonomy places the organism in Eukaryota, Viridiplantae, Streptophyta, Magnoliopsida, Caryophyllales, Amaranthaceae. The record is from RefSeq and is a predicted model, not a curated record.